Penicillium verhagenii is the source of this 651-nucleotide messenger RNA. RefSeq lists its product as uncharacterized. The record is from RefSeq and is a predicted model, not a curated record. Lineage: Eukaryota; Fungi; Ascomycota; Eurotiomycetes; Eurotiales; Aspergillaceae. The transcript has 2 exons. The coding region runs from base 1 to 651 and encodes 216 amino acids.
AUGGCUGAACCAACCCUCGAUGGUCUUCCCCUCGAGCUCAAGAUCAUGGUUCUACGCGAGAUGCCGGAUCCGAAGACUAUGACAUCCCUUGUUCGGUCAUCAUGCGGAUACUACGAGGCAUAUCACAUGGACAAGCCCGAGAUACUGAAACGCCUCGUCAAGCAACAGUACACUGGUUUUGUGGACCUGGCAGAAGCGCUAACUGCCAUUCGAUCAAAAAAUCUUCAUUUUACAGUGGAUAGGAGCAACGCCAUUGCGUUGCUGGAUAGAUGGCGUCGGAGAAAGGAGAUCCGUGAACGAAAGGGAUACAAGAUAACUUGGCUUGAUGAGCCUGAUAGCGCUGAGGAAAGCAUUGCGCUGCUUCGUUUCCGCAAUGUCCUAUCCUUUUUUGUCCAUGAGUUCACGAAGAUUGAACAGGGAUCCGAGGUGGAGAUACCGGAUCAACCGAAAUUGAUCUUACCUUUACGCAUGGUGAUCUUACCUUUACGCCUGGCACCCUCUGAAAGCGAUCGGUUCGUGAAGGGCUUAUGUCGGCUCCAAACCAUGCAUCACAUAUUCGGUGACAGAAUUCGCUGUCUCAAAUACAUGGAUUGGGGCUGGGAAUCUGCGCUGUGGGAUGAUGCUCGGAUCAAAGAAUUUCGAAAGUUAUAG